AUGUCUGGCAAGUACGUCUUCACCCAGGGCCUGAAGGAGCUCCGCUUCCUCUUCUGCCAAACCUCUGAGGCAAGCGCUGCCACACGGUCCUUCAUCAACCGCGCCUACCCGACCAUGAAGAAGCACAACCCCCAGACUCCCAUCAUGAUCCGCGAAGCCGCGGGCACCCAGCCACGAGUGUACGCCCGAUAUGCUUUCGGCCAGGAAAAGCAAGAAGCAUUGGCCGGCCUGUCGGAUGCCCAGAUCGAAGAGCGCAUUACACAAUUGGUGAAGCAGCAGCUUUAG
Penicillium paradoxum is the source of this 285-nucleotide messenger RNA. RefSeq names its product L51/S25/CI-B8 domain-containing protein. The coding region runs from base 1 to 285 and encodes 94 amino acids. The record is from RefSeq and is a predicted model, not a curated record. The transcript has 4 exons. NCBI's taxonomy places the organism in Eukaryota, Fungi, Ascomycota, Eurotiomycetes, Eurotiales, Aspergillaceae.